UUGCGCGCUUAGAGGGUAUUUCAGAGUUUACGCUACGCGAUGACGUUGUGCUUCAAGCUUCUCCUGUGGGCAUACCUCGUGGUUUUGGCUGCUUCUGACAGUGCGGAUAAUGUCAGACUUGCAGUCUCAAAAGAGAUACUAAAUGAAUUCAUUUUCGAGGAGAAGGAGAUGACUAUUUUGUAUACAAUUUACAACUUCCACGAGUCGCGACCUGCAAGAGAUGUUGAACUGUUUGACGUUUUUUCUGAGACAGAGUUCACACAAAUCCACGGAAGUUCUUCCGCUCGUUGGUCCAUAAUACCGGCUGCAUCAAAUGUCACCCAUGCCUUGGUCCUCGUGCCACAAAUAAGUGGUGUUCACAACUUUUCCAGUGCUACCAUCACUUACAAGUCCAAUGACCUACAAGGAAAUGUUCUGUUACACUCUUCUGCACCUGGUCUAAUUACAAUCUACAAAGUGAAAGAGUACAACAAGCGUUUCGCUUCUCAUACGAUGGAGUGGAUUGGUUUCGCUUUGAUUAUUACACCCUGUUUAUUAAUACCAUAUAUGUCAUGGUAUUCAAGUGCAUCAAAGUAUUAACUAUCAAUAUGAUUUCUUGUCAUUUUGUAUAUUUUUUUUGUUCAUUUGGAUAAUUAUUUGUACUUUGUUUUUCUUUCUUAUAUCGUUAGUUUGUCUAUGUUAUUAUGUACAUAGAGUGAAGGACAGUGAAUUUCUAAUAAAUGCAUGUUAGAAAUGCUCAGGAAAUACUAUUUUACUUUUUCUGUUCUCUUUUUUAUGUUACUGUUUAGAAUACAAAUAAGUAUUGUAGAUUUUGUAUGAUACAUGCAUCACUUCUGUCUUAAUGGUGUUAAUAUACGUGUGUCAG
This is a messenger RNA of Trichobilharzia szidati, 865 nucleotides long. The record is from the annotation of a GenBank genome assembly. NCBI's taxonomy places the organism in Eukaryota, Metazoa, Platyhelminthes, Trematoda, Strigeidida, Schistosomatidae.